Armigeres subalbatus is the source of this 603-nucleotide messenger RNA. RefSeq lists its product as uncharacterized. The coding region runs from base 1 to 603 and encodes 200 amino acids. The record is from RefSeq and is a predicted model, not a curated record. NCBI's taxonomy places the organism in Eukaryota, Metazoa, Arthropoda, Insecta, Diptera, Culicidae. The transcript has a single exon.
AUGUAUGUCGAAUUCAUCCGUGAAUACAUCGACCUUGGGCACAUGAGGAAAGUUAGUGAAGAUGCAAGCGAUGCCACCAUGAGGUAUUAUCUGCCACAUCACGCUGUUCUUAAGCCUGACAGUACAACCACGAAGCUACGAGUGGUUUUUGAUGCUUCGUGCCCCACUUCAUCUGGAGUUUCACUGAACGAUGCUCUAAUGGUAGGUCCUGUCGUACAGGAUGAUCUGACAAGCAUUAUUCUUCGCUUUCGCAUGCAUCGUAUCGCUGUAAAUGCCGACAUCGCCAAAAUGUAUCGGAUGAUAGGAGUUCAGAGUAGAGAUUAUCCGUUGCAGAGCAUUAAGUGGAGAAAUGAUGCUUCUGAACCAAUCAGAACUUACGAAUUGACCACUGUGACUUACGUUACAUCAUCUGCACCAUAUUUGGCUACCAAAUGCUUGCAACGCCUUGCGGAUGACGGGAAAGCGACCCACUCAAUAGCAACUAAAGUGAUCAAGCAAGAUUUCUACGUUGAUGCCAUGCUUUCUGGCGUAGACACUGUCGACGAAGGUCGGAGUUUGAUACGUGACGUCAUUGAGCUGUCAGAGUCAGCUGGUUUCACUUAA